AUGGCCCUUUGUCAGGGCAGAUGGUCCUUUGCGGACCACAUCUCCGACUUCGAAAUGCUGGCUGCGGAUGCCAGAUACAACGUAGUCACCACCACGGAUGACCAGGGCAAAUACAAGAAGGGGGAUCAAGACAAUAUCCUCAUCGAGUUUCUUGAGCGCGGGCUCAGUAGCGAGAUUGCGAGCCGCCUCUACAACACUGGCGUUCCCCUGCCCAAGGCAUACGGCGCCUUCAAGAACUGGUGUGUCAACAUCGAGGCCAAUGCCUUGCGCGACCAGCUGCAUAAGACAUCCUAUGUGCACUCGACUCCGCAGCCUUCACCCCAAUUCCGCCCUCAGGUGGCACCAGUGGCGCCCACACCCGCUCCGACCCGGCCAGCUGCCAAUGAACCGAUCCCGAUGGAAAUUGAUCGCACACACGCCUGCGGCCGCAAUAUCAUCUGCUACAACUGUCAGCAGCCUGGGCACAUUGCGCGGAACUGCCCGGAACCAAGGAAGAAGCGCACAUUCUUCAAUUGGGCCACAAUGCUUGAAGAGAUCGAGAACGGAGACAAGGACAACAAGUUCCUCAAGGAGAUUGCCAAGAAGCUGCGUGAGAAGGGUUUUUGA
Mycena citricolor is the source of this 606-nucleotide messenger RNA. The record is from the annotation of a GenBank genome assembly. Lineage: Eukaryota; Fungi; Basidiomycota; Agaricomycetes; Agaricales; Mycenaceae.